Molecule: messenger RNA, 717 nt
Organism: Camellia sinensis
Lineage: Eukaryota; Viridiplantae; Streptophyta; Magnoliopsida; Ericales; Theaceae
Source: RefSeq, a predicted model, not a curated record
AUGAGGGCUGUAAGGUAUGUGGAUGUGAUCCUUCAGUUGAUUGACAAAGCAGGCGAUUUUGUCAGUGAUGACAUUUGGUUUCGUGUUGUGCAAUUUGUUACGAACAAUGAAGACCUACAGCUUUAUGUAGCAGUAAAAGCCAUGGAAUAUCUUGAUAAGCCUACUGUACACGAGACAAUGGUCAAGGUCAGUGCUUAUAUCCUUGGAGAAUACAGUCACCUUCUGGCCAGAUGGCCUGGGACUUCUACGAUUUCCAUUCUUCUUUCAACAUAUGCUAAGAUUUUAAUGCACAAUCAACCUCCAGACCCAGAAUUACAGAAUCAAAUUUGGGCAAUUUUUCACAAAUAUGAGAGUUGUAUUGAUGUUGAGAUACAGCAAAGAGCUGUUGAAUAUUUUGCAUUGAGUAGGAAAGGUGCAGAUUUAGUGGAUAUAUUGGCUGAAAUGCCUAAAUUCCCCGAGCGCCAGUCUGCAUUGAUUAGAAAAGCUGAAGAUACUAAAGCUGAUACUGCGGAGCAAAGUGCUACUAAGUUGCGGUCAUUGCAUCAAACUUCUAAUGCAUUGGUAGUGACUGACCAACGCCCUGCCAAUGGAAUGCCACCUGUGAACCAGCUUGGUUUGGUGAAAGUGCCCAACAUGAGCAAUGUGGAUCAUAACUCAGUAGAUCAAGGGGUGACUGAGGCGAAUGAGACUGACUGUGGUGGAUCCACAAUCGCUUGA